AUGUAUGCAUCAAAUGAAGACGAAUUCAAUUCUCAAGAUGGCGAUUGGAUUUUUUUAAAGGAAACACCACCAGAAACUACUAUUCUUGAUGGAGCUGUCAAUCUUACUGAUUUCGUUCAAUCAAGUUCUUCAUCGAAUAGUAGUAGUAGUAGUAGUAGUAGUAGUAGUAGCUCAUCAAAAUCUGACCGAAGUGGCUCUUUGUCAUCUCUUUCAUCGAUUGAACAUGAGUGUGUACAAAAUGAUAAUCAUAUUGAGGAGCAAGAGCAACAUUUAUUGAUCGAAGAUCCGGUGUUAAAUAGUCAGUACGAUGAUAAUACUUAUAAUGAUGAUCAUGACUUAUCCUUAACCGGUGAAAUUAAAGAAGAAGUUUUGCCAUCUGAAACAUUGAUUAUGCACAAUGAUGAAAAUGAGACAACACCGAUAAUCAAUGAAUAUGAUUUCUUUAAUGGUGGAUAUGAUUUAAGUAAUGACGCAGCACUAGUACCAAAUAAUCUUCAGCAAUCUACCAGUGCUUAUGUGCAACAAAUAGCAACAGCUGAACAACAAGCUUCAUUAAUGAGUGAAAAUCAACUGGUACCGUUAACAAUGCAUUACUAUCGUCCGAGAAGAAAUAAUGUAUUCGUUGUCUAUGGAUUUUUUAUUCUCGUUUUUGCUUUGCAAUUGAUUCUUGUUCGAGUGAUUUCGUCACAACGAUUAAUGAUUAAUAAACUGCAUGAAGAAUUGGACGACACUAAUCGACGUUUGGAUGAAAUACAAAUUGUUUCAACAGAAGAUAUCGAACAAAAAUUAACAAAACAGUUUGAUGAAAAGUUUCAAACACUAAUUAAGCAGAAAAUGAUUGAAUAUAAUCAUGAAAAAUAUGGUAUGGUUUUACAAAUCAAAGAGCUACAUCAAAUAAUAAAUUUUACACGAUACAAUUUAACAAAUACUAUUGAUCGAUUAUCCGAUAAAAAUGAACGGUUACAAAACAAACUCAUAACACUAGAACGUCGCAUGCAAAUAAAUGAAGAACACAGUUCAACAGAGAACGAAUCCUGCUCUGAAGGAGAUAGUUGCACGAAAUCAUCGGUAUCAUCAUUGGACGUAUUACUUAGUAAUUUCAUCAAACAGACCAGUGCAAUAGCAGAAAAUACAUCAACUAAUUUGUCUGAUUUCUUUCAAACUUUAAGUUCGUCACUUAGUGAUCUUGUCGAUCAGCGGCACGAAUUCGUUGAACAAAGUAAACAGAAACUUUCCGAUUUUUCUCGCUCACCAGCAGCUGAGCAAAUUCAAAUGAGUUUACGUCGUGGUAUGGAACAUUUUUCUUCAUCACUACGUAAAGCACAAACAACUUAUUCUGCAUGGCUCGGUUCACGUGCACAACAACGUGAAGAAGCUCGGAUGAGUAAUGACGAACAGGAACAAAAAACGGAACGACGUCCAUGGCGUUGGACAUUUCAACGUGGUUACGAUCGCGAACGCAUGCGUCAUCAAACGCCAAGUACAAAAGCACAUUCAUCAAAUACAAAAUAUGUUUGUCAUUCAGGAUAUGUUAGUCCGGUGGCCAAUUGUUUUCAAUGA
Messenger RNA from Rotaria socialis, 1560 nucleotides. NCBI's taxonomy places the organism in Eukaryota, Metazoa, Rotifera, Eurotatoria, Philodinida, Philodinidae. The record is from the annotation of a GenBank genome assembly.